GGUUGGGACCCGCGUCGGGAGAGCGCGUCCCGUCAGUGAGGUUCAGGUGUUCGACUUUCUAGUAGCAGCUCCAAGCUCUGUCACCACUUUCGCUUUCCACUACCUGGACGGCGUCUUAGGCCGCCAGAUACGAUAAUUUACUCACAGCCAGCCCUGGUCCGGAUGGAGACCAUCACCAAUGGCUACUUUGACCGAUAGAACCUAUUUUCCUCCGCUUGAGGAGUGUUUAAGCGGAAAGAAAAUAAUCAUCUCGUGGAGGUUUCUCGCAUCUGCUCUCGAGGACUUGUGCUGCGAUCGAUUGACCAGUGCCGCCGUGUCGGCCUUUCUCCGAGAUGGCUACGUCCACCAGUUGCUGCGGGAACCCAGCAAGACUUUCGAGCCGCCAACAAACCAGUCCAGGGUCGACUUCGAGACCAAGACCGGCGCCAUCAACGUCGUGCCGUCCCCGAACGACCCAUAUAACUUAGACACCAUCAAGAACGACGCCCGAUGGCUGAGCAAGAACGUCAACGUCAACGAGGUCGCUGCUCUGCGCAUCGUGCUUGUGGAAUACCAGUCGCGCGCCCACAGUCACCUUACCGGUCCGCUAUCCACCCAGGAUGUAGCCAACAUCCAAGAAGCGGCCGGGGUUGGCGAUGCGCAAGCCUCGGCCAUCCUAGCGCUCCUGAACGUGACAACGGUUGCCGAUGCCGAGGCGACAUGGGCCGACUUCGAAAGCGAAGCCAGCCGCCGCCAGCGGCUCCUAGCUACAUAUCUCUCCGAGCGGCAAUCCUUCUUGGGGGCGGUCGAUGCUCUCAUCACGUUCCUGAUAUACUCGCAGCCGUCGCGAGCAUUGGAUCCCUUGUGUCGGGCUGUUGGCAAGGAGGCCUUCGAGUUCGACGAGAGCGCGGUGCCGCCUAACAAGUCGCGACUCGAAGCUCUGGCGCCCGCAUACAUUCGCCUGCUCAUGGACUGCGCCAAGCGGACCCAGACGAUGCCCGAGUUCCUGGACAAAAACAUACUAGCAGACCAAUUGGAGGUUGUCUGGCUCAGGACAGCCCUCGCCGAAGCAAUUCAUGCCAUGUCGCUAGUUUUCCAGAUCUUGGAUCUCAAUGACUCGAUCUUCGCACCGCCGGAGGUCGUCACCCAAUGGUUUGCGCUUAUGGACGCAUUCGAGUUCUUCGAGCCAGUUGCUGGGGGGCAUGUGCUUAUCGCGGAGCUGAUCAUGCCGCUCCGGACUCUGGUUGCCGUGAUCUCAUUGAAACUGCUCAAUAUCGAUCGGGCACUCUUAUAUCUGGAUCAGGAUGUCGACUUGCUCGACAAUGAAGAGCCUUACUUAGCUUCGUCUGACGCCCUCACCCAAAUUCACACCACAGUUGCGGCAGCGGCCAGCGCCGGCCUGAUGACGGCCCUGCCUGUGGUAUUCGCCUGGUCCCUGAUCGUGCAUCAAAUGCACCUCGGAUACCAGGAACGGGCGGAACGGCGCGACUUGUUACAGAACCAGCGGGCACAGGCCGGCUUUGAGCUCGAGUACGAGCCCUCCAACCGUCAGCGGAGGAAUUCCGCCGGGAGCAUCGUCUCCAUCGAAACAUCAUCCUACGAUGUCUUCCUUGUAUCCCAACAGCUGGAACGGAACAUCGAGCCGGCGGAAAACAUGGCCAAGGUGGCUACCUCGCGCGGCCAGGUCUACGAACUGAUGCGGGAGAUGGCAAAUUGCCUGGGAAGCGGCCAGAUGGCCGCCUUCCGGACCGUUCUAGGUGCCCGCGCUCGCUUGGUCUUCCAGGAUCUUCUAAAACGGAGCGCCCAUUAUGUGGGGUACCAAGAGGAACCUGUCGACUGUCUCCUCUCCGUCCUCUCGGGCGGUAGCCAGUACUGGGACAUAUCCCUCGACGUUCCCUCGGACCCUUCCUCCCUGGCCCUUUACCGUCGCAUGCUACAAGACGAUAUUCUCGGCAUACAGUUCACAUCCCAGUCACAAUACCGGUUUCCCUACGAAUUCCUUCCCUUCUCCUCUCUCUGGCGCACCUUGUCGGGCGCUUUAAUAUUGGACGAGGAGAACUCCGAACGUAUCACGGCGUUGCUCCUAAAAACCCCUAGCCUGACCUUGGAUUGGGAUCACCGGUGGCGGGAGUCAUACGAACUGGUAUUUGAGGAGGAGAACACCAACUCAUUUCAGCUGACUCGGGAUAUUCAGCUUUUUGAACCGACCGCGAAGUCCAACAGACGGUUUUCGCCGGAAGAGAUGUGCACAAUACCCGCCAGGACAUUCGGGCGUUUCUUGACCGAUAGCUCGAAAGUGGUUAAGCUGGAUUUCGGGCAUUCCGCAAUAGCUCUUCUCGGAAAGCGUCUUGAGGUGAAUCUCGCGGCAGACGCCUACGACAGCGGGCUGAGGCGCCUGACGAUGGAUGAGUUGGUCGAGGGCAUAGGGCUGUUGGCGACCUUUUUGCGCGUCGAAACCCUGAAAUCCUCCAAGACAGAUUCCGACCGAGGCAUGAGGAUUUUGACGGAGGCUAGCCGCUUACUUCCAAGGGGCAAGGACAUCAUCAGCAUCGUUUGCGACACAAUUGACAACUUGGUUGAGGAGGAGUCCGCGGAUCUGGAUGGCGUCGGGUUUGCCGCCCUGACAUCUUGCCUCCACUUCUUGCACGCGGCACUCCCAGUUUGCCCGGGCCGCGUCUGGGCCUACAUGGCACGGUGUGCGCUCAUCAACAGCGACACGCGGUCCGGACGCCUGUCCAGAAUCACAGCUAAUCUCGACAUGGUUGCUGAAAGGUUUGACCUGCUGUUGUCCGCGGUGAAGCUGUUCUCCAGCCUGGUGGACGGCGCCAUGACAAGCGCAGUGCGAAGGAGGACAGGGGCAAAUGCGAACAGCCCGAACAGCCGUUCAAAGGGAGAGGAGAACCCGUGGGUCGGGGCUUCCGACAAGAUCAUAUCCCGAGUAUCCCUUUCAAUCGCCCAAACCACUCUCGACGUCUUUGAGAAUUCCGCUACGUGGAGGUUCCCAUCGGAGCUUGACCGCAGCAUUCUGGUCCGGGAUGUUGUGGGCAUCAUGCACAGGUUGAUAUCCUACACACAUGGCGUGGGGUCGCACGAAGCACCCCAGAGUUUGACGAAACCGCUCGCGCCUGCGGCCGGAUACAUCGUGGAGAGUUUCCUCUCCAGCUCGUCGAGCUCCCUACGCUUCCAGCCACUCCUGGCGACUCUGCUGGUUGCCUUCCAGAUUCCUGACUCCACCCUCUAUGUGCGGCGCGCUCGGAUCGUGGCCGACAGGCUAACGGCGGUUCUCGCCUUCGCUACCACACUCUUGCGGGUUGCAGACUACUUGGACCAGGCCUCUGCUGCCAUCCAAACCCAGCUCUUCAAGUCCGCCUCCGUGAUUGCUCGGCUACCGGCCAUUAGGCAUUCUUUCAAGAUGCCAGCCAUUUCUCUCCUGAGUGCGCUCGUGGAGAGCGCUGGCCAAGGGAGCGGUGAGCCGCCGUCGCUUUUGGGAUAUCUGGGCCCCCAAAUAUCUCGCUCCUUCAUCCAGAUCGCCUCGCAGCUGGACAAGCCCUUUGACAGGAUACCGGAGGUCGUGAGCACCUGGAAGUUCUUCUCGACAAUACUGCGGAACCGGCAACAAUGGAUGGCGAACUGCCUGCUCACGGGCAAGACGCCACGCGAGGCUCUGAAAGCGGACGCCAAGAUCUCCCAGCUUUCCGCAGGCUCGGUGCUGUCCACGGCGCUAGAAAAGCUGGGCUCCAUCAGCAAGCUCCCAAGUCGGGAGACUCUUGCCAUCCUCGACUUCUUCACAUCGGCGCAAAACUACUGGCCGUGGACCAUCAUUGCGAUGCAGAAAGACAGGUCAUUCCUGCAGCAUCUCAGGUCCUAUGUCCGCGAGCUGAAAGCCCCAGCGGUGGUUGCCAAGGCCGACCCGGCCGAGGCAUGCUACCAAGCGCGGAUUGCCGCCUACAUUGCCGAGACGUUCGCCAUGCAGCUGUACCACCUUCGUCAGAUGCGCCAGGAGCAGGCCUUUGCUUCGGAGCUGGUGAAUGACCUGGAUUACUUCCUCCGGGACGGCGUUCACGUGUCCGAUUACAACUCAUCUCUGCAUGCCAACUUCGCGAGGAACUUUGCCAAGCGAUACUCGGGAUGCUUAAUCGACGAUUUCAAGCGGACUCUGCUGGUGCCACGGGAUCUAGGGUCCCAGUACUACUAUGCGCUGGAUGUCGCAGAAGCCAUGCUCAGCUAUGAUGCUGGCUGGGCUGGUUCACGGCAGAACGGCUUCAGGCGAGAGAUGGAGACGGCCAACUUGAACCUCUCCUUGGUGGAGGCCGAAGUUGCGCUGUUCCGUGCCUGGGAGUAUCUGCUCUUGGAGCUCAGCAUCUCUCUGCUGCCAAAACACAAAACAUUUGCAAGGCAGAUGCUACAGGUCGUCGAGCAGUGCUUGGAGUCGAACCAAGGACCGCAGCCGCCGGAGAAUAUCUUCGUUGUGCUCGCACAUUCACGGGCAAACUUGGCCCUGUCGCUGCUCCAGCGGCUGGCGGACUGCUCGCUCCUCCCCAAGGACAUCACCCAGCUACUCUCGUCAAUAGCAGCGACCAUGAACGGCGUGGAAAAUCCGUGGAGCAAAGAUCAGAUAGCCUACUUCCGCACCCUCCUCAAGAUCCUCUUUGUGAUCUUGAGAGGGACCAAGCACUCGUCUAGCGCGGCGCCACAGAAGACCACUGCCGAAAGCCCCGUUGCUGUCAGCCAACUUGUCCUAACUAUCCUCGACCGGGUGGUAGCGCGGUCGUUCCGCACGCUUGCAGGCCUCGUGCACGAGUGGGACGCCGCCACAACACCAGAAGACUUAGCACUCAUAACCGGCAUAUUACAAGCCUGCCUUAGCGUGCCCGGAAUCGAGCAAUGCCAGCUCCAAGUCCUCAACAUCAUGUCCUCGUACGACGUCCUGCAGGUUGCCACCUCGCUCUUCUCGUGGUCCGACCGCAUCACCGACAAGGGUGACCCCGUCUACGGCGAGCUGGCGCUCCUCCUGCUCCUGGAACUAUCCGCACUGCCCGCCCUCGCCGAGCAACUCGCGUGCGACGGCCUCCUCGGCCACCUCACCGCCGCCAAGCUAGCUGGGUUCAUGCGCCGCGCCAACGUGUCGCCCUUCUCGGACAACGCGGGCGCCGCGCGGUGCUACGCCAUCUGGGCGAAGGGAGUCCUGCCGCUCCUGCUCAACAUCUUAGGCGCGCUCGGCGCCACCAUCGCGCCCGAGAUCGCCUUCGUCCUCAACCAGUUCCCCAACCUGCUCCGCGCCUCGGCCGAGGAGCGCCUCGAGGCGCCCGGAAUCAGCCGCACCGUGUCGGAGCGCGACGCGCCGCACUUUGUCGCGCUCCUUGCCGUCAGCGAGGCGCAUUCGCUGGCGCUGCUGACGCGGGUGCUAGCGGCGCUGCGGGCGAAUAAUUCGAGGGAUAUUCCCGAGGUGGCGUGGGAUUCGGCCGCGGUGCUGGAGAAUGUUGAGUUCUGGUUGGCGAGCCGCAAGGUGUUGAGGGAGAGGCUGCUGCCGCUGAGUCCGAGGGAGGUGGAAUGGAGGGGUAUGAAGGCGAGCGAGGGGAGUGGGUGUGAGAACAGGCUGGAGGAGAAGGCGGUGGAGCUGUUGCAGGGCGUUCGGGACGUGUUGGCGGAGGAAGAAGAAGAUUAAGCCUGUUGUUGUUUGCUGCGGUGUUGUUUGUAUCUCGGAGUUGACCUACCUGCCUACCUACCCAUUUUCGUUCUUGGCCAUCAACAGGAGUAUUGCGAUUUUGCGUUUGCCGUGGGGCUUCUCGGGUAUACAUUAGACCCUUGGUUAGGAGCCGUGAAU
Chaetomium strumarium is the source of this 5803-nucleotide messenger RNA. RefSeq names its product nucleoporin subcomplex protein binding to Pom34-domain-containing protein. Gene Ontology annotation, molecular function: structural constituent of nuclear pore. Gene Ontology annotation, cellular component: nuclear pore inner ring. Bases 179 to 5644 code for a protein of 1821 amino acids. The transcript is spliced from 3 exons. The record is from RefSeq and is a predicted model, not a curated record. NCBI's taxonomy places the organism in Eukaryota, Fungi, Ascomycota, Sordariomycetes, Sordariales, Chaetomiaceae. Gene Ontology annotation, biological process: RNA export from nucleus; protein import into nucleus.